Molecule: messenger RNA, 1377 nt
Organism: Candidula unifasciata
Lineage: Eukaryota; Metazoa; Mollusca; Gastropoda; Stylommatophora; Geomitridae
Source: the annotation of a GenBank genome assembly
AUGUCACCAAUACUAGCUGCUGGCAUUGUGUUUCUCUUUUUUGUGUGUGUCUUGGUCAAGCUUCUACAUCUGACAGCUGCUGCCUCAGCCCCUUUGAUAUAUGCUAAAGACAGGUCUACACAGUUUGUACAGUCUGUCCUGACACUGUGUCCAAUAUUGCAGCAGACGUAUGUGCCGCCUCUGUUAUGGGGCAAGAGUGGCCACAUUCAGACCUUUGUUUAUGCCAGGAUGGGGCGUGUUAAUAUGCCAGCUCCAAAUGGUAUACGUCACACAAAGAUCAUGUCUGAUGGGGCUACAUUAACAUUUGACCUGCAUGAACCCUUAGUGCCCCACGUAACAGGAGAGUCCUACUGUUUGCUGUUCUGUCCUGGUAUCGGCAACAACAGUGAGUCCCCUUACGUGAGGACACUUGUCCACUAUGCACAGAACAAUGGUUACAUUGCUGCUGUUCUUAACCAUAUUGGCUCUCUGAAGAAUGUGCCAAUAACAUCCCCAAGGAUAUUUACCUAUGGUGGGACAGAAGAGUUAGAUAUCGUGAGGAGAGAGAUUGAGCUACUCCAUCCCAAGUGUGGAAUGAUUCUAGUUGGCUGCAGCAUGGGAGGCAACAUUGUGGUCAAGUACCUGGGAGAAAAUGUCAAGCGCCAGACUGGGAUUCUGGCCGCUGUGUCCAUUAAUCAGGGAUAUGAUGUCAACAAGGCCAAACCAUUUCUGUUAUCCUGGCAAAACCUGCGGCGAGCCUAUAUUUACGUGAUGACCAGAAACCAGAAAAACAUGAUACGCCGCCACAAGGAGCAGUUGUUCGAUGAAAACAUCAAAUCUUCUACUGGUAUCAAUGAAGAUGAAGUCUUUGCUGCUUCCACUAUAGCAGAGCUGGAUGAGGCAUAUACAAGGCGACGCCAUGGGUAUGAGAGUGUUGAGGAAUAUUAUCACCACAACAGCUGCUUUAGUGUUUUGUCCAAUGUACAGAUACCGUUUUUGGUUGUGAAUGCUGAGGAUGAUCCAAUUGUACCCACUGCACUAUUGGAAUGCCCUCUCCAAGCAGCCAAAAGUCUGUCAAAUAUGAUCUUUGUGCUGACCAAACAUGGAGGCCACCUGGGUUUCUAUGAGAAGGGAAUCCUGAGGCCAAACAGUCUUACUUGGAUGGACAGGCUCAUUAUUGAGUAUGCAAAUGCAAUCACCACACUACAUCAGGAGGGGACUCUGCCCAAGUCACCAUAUGAUGCCAUUACUAAUAGCACAAUGCACCCUGAUGAUGAUGAAGAAGAAACACACACCCAUGUAGCAGAUGUCAGCCAGGGAGAAACCAGUAUAUCCAACAGAUCCUCUACUACCAAAAAGUCACCUUCUGGAUGUGUAGCUAAUGGAGUCUAUGAAUAA